UUAUAAUCUAAAUUAGACACAUUGAAUGUACUGUUCAUAUACGUGGAAUUAAAUGCACUACUAGGAGAUUGUAAACAGAAUGUUUUUGUUUCUCCUUUAAAAUUCAUCGAUGUAGUAUAUUCUCAAGGCAUUCUCAGUGUAACCAUAGGGUAGAGUCUUCAAGUCCUUAAUAAAACAUUCUAAUAUGUCAGGAAAAAUUGGUAGUAAUACAAACGAUCCAUUAACAGCUAAUUCUCGGCUGUUUGUUGGAAAUCUAAAUACAUUUGCACUAAGUCAAAAGGAUAUUGAACAAAUAUUUAGACGAUAUGGAUUUGUUAUUGGUAUUUCCAUUCACAAAGGAUUUGCUUUCAUCCAGUAUUCAACUGAACAAGAAGCAAGAUCAGCACUCAACAGUGAAAAUACAAAAACUUACGCAAAUCAGCAACUAGACAUAAACCUGUGUUCCGAGUCAAAACCAAAACGAACUGGUCAUACGCCAACCGCACCCCCAUCACCUCAUGGACAUGGCACAACUAAUGCUUACAUGAAACCUCCUCCAAUGCAUAUGAAUCGGAUAAGUCGGGAUAUAAGUAAAUCACCACAGGCUCCACAGCCACAAAGACUGGGUGGGCCUCCACCUAAAAAGUUGUGCCAAGACUUCCAAGAUUAUCCGGCUCCUGCAACAUCAGGAAUUAGAAGAACUCUGGUUACUUUAUCAGAUAAUUCUGCUAUCAACAGCUCUGCUGCUCAACAGCCAAGAAGGGCUCCUCCUUCUGCAACUGCCUCUACCACCGCCGCUACUACUAAACCAAUUCUACCUUCCCUCAGAGCUGCUAUAAGAUCAUCCACUGGUUCACCACUGAGCAACCAAGACAUAUUGAUUUGUGGUGUGUGUAAGCUUGAGUUUACUAACCUACACACCUUAGCCCAACACAAGAAGCUUCCCUGUAAGCUUCGGUUUAGUUGUCAGUGUCAAAAGACUCCACAGCCUGAACAAGAACAGGAGGCUUUGAUUCUCAACUGUGCUACUUGUGAAAUGACAUUUUUCUCUGCAUGGAGCCUUGUGCAACACUGUCAGACAGAACAUAGUCUGGCUUUGUUCAAAGAUGGUAGACAAAUCUUAGAUGAUUCUAAUGGCACCAGUGUAAAAAUAGAAUUAUCAUCUAAUGAUACAACUCAAAAUUCAACUGCAGUAGAAGUCAAACAGGAACCUAAAGAUCAGUAGUAUAAUGGAGCUGCUAUAAUUUUAACUUUGAAGUACAUUUCACUGAAAAUCCAACUGUUUUCCAUUUUGGGUGUAGAAUUUUCAAAGAAAUCCACAUAUCCUAUUACCCUUUCAUAUCAUCUUUUAUUGAAAUUAUAACUUAAGACUAUACACACACACAUAUAUCUCUAGAAUUUCUGGCAUGUUUCGAGAAAUUUUCAUGCCUGUGUUUUUUUCUCUCAUUGUUUAUACAGAGGAUCUUCUGAAAUUAUUCUGUAAAUCUUUCAGUGAUAGCGAGCAUUGUAGAAAAUCAAACCAAAUACCUUAGAGUAUUUAGUUUCACCCUUUUCUAUGCUGAGUUUAAAUCUCACUUCAGCUGACUUUUAACCUUUCAUCCUUAUGAAAGCAGUAAAAUAUAAGUGACAGUAAUAUAUUACUGUUGGGAAAGAGUUAUUUUAAUUACUUAUACUUCUUCCUAUACGAAAAUUUCCCUUGUAUUCAAUGGGAAACAAUAUAAUCUUCAUCAUCAUUAAUAUUAUGAAUAGUAGGAUGGUGGAUGGCAGAAUCAGUCAAGCACUGAGGUUUGGUUUCAUCUUUUAAAGCUCUGAUUUCAAACCCUGUCUGGGUUGACUUUACCAAUAGUCCUGCCACAGUUGAUAAAAUAAGUACCAGUAACAUUGAUUCUUCAUUCAAUUCACUAUACAUCUCUCCUACAAACUUGUGGCCUUGCGCCAUAAUAAAUCUUCGUCGUUGUUUUUUUUUUAACCAUUAUUAUUAUGAAAUGUAUUAGUACAGCAAUUAGAAGUAUGUUGUGUAGAAGUGUUUUAUAUUAUUUGAAUAACAUCGAAAAUGGAAUACAAACAUUCAGUUUUAAUUUCAUUUCAUUUCAUUCUCAAAAUAAUUUUUACAAAGAGUUCAUUUUAAACACCUCUAUUGUAAUUUAUAUAAUAUCAAAAAUAAAAAGCCCCUCCAUAUUUGCUGUUGAAUGUGCUACUGAGUAUUAUUAGCAAAAAGUAGAAGUAUUUGAACUUCUCUUGUUCAACAAAUUAUUUAUAUACUUAUUAAUAAUGCAGGUAUUAUUUAAUUGCUACACUCACUACCAUAAAAAAAAAAAAUGAAAAGAACUUGAGUCACACUGGAAGACUUCAGUAGAAGAUAACCAGAUUAUUUGUUCCUUCUCUUAUUUAUUUUUAUAUGCAUUUGUCCACAGUUGAUUGUGAGUACAAGAAACAUGCAAAUUCUCUUCAACAAUGCUACUUGUGGAAAACAAAACAAAAAAUUUCCAGUCUCAUCUUUCAU
This is a messenger RNA of Octopus sinensis (East Asian common octopus), 2482 nucleotides long. RefSeq lists its product as uncharacterized. The transcript has 8 exons. Bases 185 to 1204 code for a protein of 339 amino acids. Gene Ontology annotation, cellular component: nucleus. NCBI's taxonomy places the organism in Eukaryota, Metazoa, Mollusca, Cephalopoda, Octopoda, Octopodidae. The record is from RefSeq and is a predicted model, not a curated record. Gene Ontology annotation, molecular function: RNA binding.